Paramecium primaurelia is the source of this 484-nucleotide messenger RNA. The record is from the annotation of a GenBank genome assembly. NCBI's taxonomy places the organism in Eukaryota, Ciliophora, Oligohymenophorea, Peniculida, Parameciidae.
AAUUAAUGUAAGAGAGAAUCAGAGAAUAAUUAUUAUCUCCUUAAUUCAAAGAAACAGAAUAAGAAGUUACUGCUUAAGAACUUCGCAAGUUCUCUAGCAUAUCUGCUAUUGAAAUGAACACACCUGAUACAAAGUAUCGUUCUACUAUUACACCUUCUAAGAUGGAUACAUCUAAAGAAAUGUAUUCAUUACACUAUAGAAAUAAAACAUGUGAGGAUGACAUCUUUCGAUUAUAUGAUGAAAUCAAGGAUCUUUAUUAGAAAAGAGAAUUUGAUUAGCCAACACUUGUUGAACCUAAAAUACUUUUUACAAACCAAGAAUAUCCUUCUAAAAUCAUGUAUUAUUAUCAAAUUAAAUUAGAGUUAAACGAAAGAAAAUGGAAGUAUAACUGAACAAUAAUCAGGUGUUAAUUGAUAAGAUUUACAGAGCCAAUCUAAUAACCUAUAAUAACCUAUACAACGUUAUUUGAUUUUGUCAAUUGAAG